AUGAUGUCCCUCUACCGAGAUGCAAUCAAGAAAAUCAAAGAUCACUUCCCUGGGAUUGACAAGGAAGGCCCCCCGAAGAUUGGUGAUGGUGGAACGCAGGCCCCCUUCGAGCCUAAGAUGGCCAAGGCUGCGCUUUCUGAUUGGGCUGGUGAGUACCGAUGCGCCAACAACAUCCUGAAGUGUGAUCUGGAGUUCAAUGCCGAUCCCAAUGUGCCCUUGAGAGGAAGUGCUGUUGGAGAUAUCAUGAAGUACAGCUACUCGGAGCCUGCCCUCUUUGCUGAGCCCUUUGAGGUCCAUAAAUGCUCAACCCUAAACCCUUAA
Messenger RNA from Symbiodinium pilosum, 321 nucleotides. Lineage: Eukaryota; Dinophyceae; Suessiales; Symbiodiniaceae. The record is from the annotation of a GenBank genome assembly.